Stomoxys calcitrans (stable fly) is the source of this 1413-nucleotide messenger RNA. It is a transcript of the gene Hacd1, whose product is annotated as very-long-chain (3R)-3-hydroxyacyl-CoA dehydratase hpo-8. The record is from RefSeq and is a predicted model, not a curated record. NCBI's taxonomy places the organism in Eukaryota, Metazoa, Arthropoda, Insecta, Diptera, Muscidae. Bases 164 to 889 code for a protein of 241 amino acids. Gene Ontology annotation, cellular component: endoplasmic reticulum membrane. Gene Ontology annotation, molecular function: 3-hydroxyacyl-CoA dehydratase activity. Gene Ontology annotation, biological process: sphingolipid biosynthetic process; very long-chain fatty acid biosynthetic process; fatty acid elongation. The transcript has a single exon.
ACGCUAUAAAAGACCGAAAAAGAAAGUGUGUUCCGUAUCAAUAAAAUAAAAAAACAAUACAUAACAAAUUGACCAGUUAGUAAAUACAUUUAGUUCAUAUUUGUAAAGUCAAUGACGAGGAGCGCGCAUUGAUAAGCGGGUGUCGUCGGCAAAACAUUCAAUAAUGGCAGCAACAAAAUCCGAAAAAUCAACAGCUAAAGAUCAAAGUUUCACUGUCAAGUCGUACCUUUUCGCCUAUAAUGCCAUACAGGUGGUUGGCUGGAGUUACAUUUUAUACCAGUUGGUGAACUACUAUCUGCUGCAAGGACCAGAAUUCCGAGCGAGUUUAACAUUAUGGGACUACACACGUUUGUCGGUUAUCGUUUUUCAGAAUGCUGCUUUCGUGGAAAUACUUAAUGCCUCAUUUGGAUUGGUAAAAUCGAACCCAAUGUUGACCCUGUUCCAGGUAUUCAGUCGAAUGAUGGUUGUGGUUGGAGUUGUCAUGGCCACACCGACAGCCAAGGAAUCACCGGGCCUGCCCAUUGCUUUAUUUGCCUGGUCGAUUACGGAGAUUAUUAGAUAUGGUUACUAUGCCCUAAACAUAGUGAAAUUUGUGCCAUAUCUUUUGGUUUUCUUGCGCUACACAACUUUUAUCUUUUUGUAUCCAAUUGGCGUAACUGGAGAGUUGUUGUGUUUCUGGUGGGCUCAACGUUAUGCCAAAAGCACCAGCGUAUGGUCCGUGGAGAUGCCGAAUGCCUACAACGCGACAUUUUCCUAUUUUGCCUUGCUGUGGAUUGUUAUGCUGGGCUAUAUACCAUUGUUCCCUCAGCUGUACAUGCAUAUGUUUGCCCAACGAAGAAAGAUUUUGGGAGGUGGUGCCAGUAAGACGGCUGCAAAAAAGAUUAACUAAACAUACGUGUAUUCCAAUUGCGCAAAGACAUCAAAUUUUCAUUUUUGUAUUGUCAAAAGUGAUCUUUUCAAUCACCAAAUUGGUUUUGCCCUGACACUGUAACAUAUUUGUUUGAACCGAAACCUGUUUGGUGUUUAGCCAUGCUUAUUAUCAUCGUCGUCGUGACCUUUGUAUUAUCUUUGAAAUGCAUAAGUGAUGUCAAUGAAGUGUUAUGUUAAGGUCUCUGCUCUUUCUCUUUGACACAUUUUAAACUUUCCAUUUUUAUUUUCAAAAGUUGAAAGUAUUUAAUUUGAAAUUUCUUCUUUACAUAAAAUCAUUUCUGCUGCAACUUGUAUUAGCUAAUACACAGGCAUUUUUUAAAUAAGUGUUUUACAAACAAGGUUAUGUGAAUAUAGUAUGUACGCAAUUUUCCAAUUUUUCCUUAUGGAAGUCAGCUUAAACUUUUAUAUAAUUUGUAUAAUGUAUAUUUACAUUAAUUUAUAAGCCAAUAAAUAAUGAAUGAGGCAGAAAAAUGCAAGCUUUAA